AUGGCCAAACUCAUAGAGAAGUUUUGGCGUCUUGAAGAAGCGUGCUUUCAAGACUGGGAACCAAAGCAACAUGACGAAUGCGAGGCGGAAAGUCACUUCCGCACAACGUUAGAGAUCGCUCCCGACGGGAGAUACAUUACACGAAUGCCCCUACGGGGGGAGCCGUCAUCCUUAGGCGACUCUUAUCAACAAGCAUAUAGAAGAUUCACAUCGCUUGAGCAAAGGCUCAAGCGGAAUGCAGACCUGUACAAAGAGUACAGGGCAUUCAUGAAUGAAUAUGAAACACUGGGACAUAUGGUACCAGUCACCACAGAAGACUUUCACAAAGUAAAGUAUUUCAUCCCUCACUCGUGUGUGGUGAAACCAGAUUCAACAUCCACCAAGGUUAGGGUGGUGUUCGACGCAAGUGCAAAGACGUCAACCGGAGUAUCCCUGAACGAUAUACAAAUCGUGGGACCAACCAUUCAAAAGGACUUAUUUGAUCUGCUAAUUGAUUUCAAGACGCACAACGACGUGCUAGUAGCAGAUAUUGCAAAGAUGUACAGACAAAUUCACAUCGCAUACACAGACACUUGGUUACAAUGUAUUUUGUGGCGCGACAGCCCCAAUGAUCAAUUGAAAGCGUAUAGACUGACGACUGUCACAUAUGGUGAAGCGUCUUCAUCAUUCUUGGCCUGUAGGGCACUACACGAAGCAGCUGAAGAUUAUCGGUCGGUAAAUCCGAGAAUUGCCGACACCAUUCAACGAUCGUUCUAUGUUGACAAUCUAAUGAUUGGAGCGUCCAACGCAGAUGAACUGACGGAGACGAAACGAGAAAUAGAGCAUGCAUUGUCACUUCAUGGAUUUCCACUUCGAAAGUGGGCAUCAAACAACGCAAGCGUACUGGAAGGAAUUCCAGAGAAAGACUUGGAACCAUUGAUCAAAGUUGGUGACCAAGAGGUCAUAAAGACAUUGGGGAUAGCCUGGAACCCCAAAACAGACGUGUUCCAGUUCAUCAGUACGAAAAACAUAGGUGAAACAUACGAAGCGCUCACAAAGCGACAGAUGGUCUCGAAGAUUUUGAGACUGUAUGACCCAAUCGGAUUGAUACAACCUGUAAUCAUUACAGCUAAAAUAUUGAUGCAAGAAUUGUGGACUUAUAACGUCAGCUGGGACGAUGAUGUUCCAGAUCAAGCACUAAGCUCAUGGAAGAAGUUCGAAGCUUCAUUAGUGGAGCUCAGCAAGAUAGAAAUACCUCGGAUGUCGACUCCGAGUCAUACGAUCGCACUAGAUUUACACGGAUUCAGUGACGCCUCCGAAAAGGCUUAUGGAUGCGUCAUUUACUUACAUGCAAUCAACUUAAAAGGAGAAGAGAGUACGAAUCUCUUAUGUUCGAAAUCGAGAGUGGCGCCUUUGAAGAAGGUCACUCUGCCCCGUCUGGAACUCUUGGCGGCGGCACUUCUAGCAGAACUAACUGCUAAAAUAAAGAGCAUUCUGGCCGGUCGAAUCUCGUCGGAAUAUUACUACAGUGAUUCACAAGUAGCGCUAAGUUGGAUCAAAUCUUCAAAUACACGUUGGGGAACCUUCAUUAGAAAUAGAGUGCAGAAGAUACACUCCACCACGAAUCCAGAGCAUUGGAAAUAUAUAUCUACGAAAGAAAAUCCGGCUGAUAUGGUUUCGAGAGGAAUUCCAGUCAGAAAAUUACGCGAAGCAAAACUAGAAUUUUGGUUACACGGACCGGAAUGUAUACGAAGAAGACAAUAUUAUCUGCAGAGCGGCUACGAAUACACUGCUGCUGCAGAACAGGAAGAGAUUAAAGAACCAAUAACACGAUUGGUAGCAGCAACAGGAAAGGCAUGCGAAGACUUAAUCGCAAAAUACCCGCACCAUCACACUCAUGACAAAACAGUAAGACACUUUGCAUGGCUGUGUAGAGCCAUAAACAAUAUGAAGAAGGUCAAUAAAGACACAGGCAUCAGAAACGAAAAGAGAUCGGGCCCACUCACCACCACUGAAUUGAAUGAAGGACUAACACUCGUAGUCCGAAUUAUGCAAGCCACUAUUUAUCCAAAUGAAGUAGCGGAAUUACGAAAAACUGGGAAGGUGCCUACGAAAGGACCUUUCCAGCAUCUCAACGCAAUCGUCAGAAAUGGAGUCAUACAUGUCACAGGGAGACUCCACAAUGCAGAAAUGCCCAUCUCACAAAAGAAUCCAAUAUUGAUUCCCAAAUCGCACCCAUUUUCGAGGGUAAUAAUUCAAAAAAUACAUGAGGAUAGAUUUCACGCCGGAACAGAUCUGGUAAUAAACGAAUUUCGACAAAGAUUUUGGAUGAGGGAUCUCCGAAGGACCGUACAAGGAGUCAUUCAACGAUGCAUCUUAUGUGCCAAAGCGCGGCCCAGACGUUUACAGCAACGAAUGGGACAACUGCCCUCGCCCAGGGUAAAUGAAUCAGUAGCGUUCACUCACACGGGAGUGGACUUAUGUGGGCCAUUCGAAGUAUAUCUCAAUCAAAAAUCGAAAUGCAAGACCACAGCAUAUGCUUGCAUCUUCAUAUGUUUUGCGACCAAAGCAGUUCACCUAGAAGUCGUCGAAGAUCAGUCGACGGCAGCGUUCAUAUCAGCACUUCUCCGUUUCACAUCAGUGAGGGGAAUACCCGAGGUUAUUUACUCCGACAAUGGGCGGAACUUUGUCGGGGCCAGCAGAGAACUCAAUCGUUUACGAAGAAUAUAUAACAAUGAAGUUUUUCAAAACAAAUUAGUUGAUAUUGCGGCAACUCACAGAAUAAGAUUUUCAUUCAUUCCACCCCGAAGCCCCAGCUUUGGAGGACUUUGGGAAGCGAACAUAAAGGUAGCCAAGCGGCUCUUUAGUGCAGCGGCCAGAGGAGCACAGCUAAACAUCAUGGAAUUGCAGACACUGUUCUACCAAGUGGCCGCAAUAAUGAAUUCGCGACCACUCACACCUGUUUACACGACGCCAGAUUCACCGACCGCGAUCACACCCGGUCAUUUUUUGAUAGCACGCCCAAUGCUAGCCGUGCCCAUCCCUACGCAGAGUGAGGAUGGAAGCAAUCUCACAACCAGAUGGAAACGAGUACAAUCGCAGCUCGAACAAUUUUGGAGAAGAUGGAGAGACGAGUAUCUCCACCAGUUACGUGAUUAUGCAAAAUGGACCAAGCAACAAGCCAACGUUAAGGUAGGCCAAAUCGUAUUGAUCGGAGACGAUCACCUUCCCGUAGCAAGGUGGCCUAUGGGAAUUGUCACACAAAUACACCCUGGAGAUGAUGGAGUAGUCCGAGUGGCAGUAGUGCGAACCGCUACCGGAAUUUACAAACGCAACGUGCGAACACUUGCUCCUCUACCAGUCGAGGAGCACACCAUUCAACCCAUUAUAGAAGAGUAUGACAACACAGCUGAUAACGAACAGCAAUCUCAAGCCGAAGCAAUCGAACUAGAAGACGAUCCCCCUCCCCAAGCACCCCAAAUGAUUUGGGACGGUAGACUACGCCCCCGUCCCAAAGGGGGGAGAAAAUGGAAUGUUGACCCCACGGGUGUGAUAAACAAUCAACGGCAACAAAACCAGCCGAUUAUCCCCGUGCCGGCGGUCCACUAUCAGCAGCAGUUUAUUCCCGUCUCUGCCGCCCAGCAACAGCAGUACGCGCCCUUCCCGCCCCACCAACCGCAAGCACAGGUCGGUAGCGAUGUGUUCGUGCAAAUUUUGCAAAUGAUGCAGCAGCAGCACCGAGAGAUGAUGACCCAGCUGAUUCAACAGCAGCAGCAAAGUGAUGAGAAGCAUGAACGCUUUCUCCGUACGAUCGCAUCGUCAAUCAACGUGCAGGUACCACCGAAUCCGGAACAGAUUCUUGACUCUUUGGCCGGCAACAUCAAGGAAUUCCGGUUCGAGGCCGACUCCAACGUGACGUUUGCGGCUUGGUACUCGAGAUACGACGAUCUCUUCGAGAAGGAUGCUGCUAGAUUGGACGGUGAAGCAAAAGUUCGUCUUCUUUUGCGAAAGCUGGGUGCAUCGGAGCACGAACGCUUCCUGGAAACAGUGGCCAAGCUCAAGAGCCUGUUCGGAGCAAAAGAAUCGGUGAUCAGCCGUCGCUACCGAUGCCUGCAGAUAGCGAAAAAUCCUGCAGAGGACCAUGUGGCAUUCGCUUGCCGCGUAAACAAGGCUUGCGUGGAGUUUGAGCUGGGUAAGCUCUCGGAGGAGCAAUUCAAGUGCUUGGUCUACGUGUGUGGUUUAAAAUCGGAGAACGACGUCGAGAUUCGCACCCGCCUCCUCACGAAAAUAGAAGAGAGAAAUGACGUGACGUUGGAGCAGCUUUCGGAGGAGUGUCAGCGACUGUACAACCUGAAGCACGACAGCGCCAUGAUCGAAUCUCCGUCCACGUAUGACCAAGUACAAGCGAUAAGAAAAUUUGGUGGGAAGCGGUACGAAAAGCGUGACCGUGAGUCACCGAAACAUCCUUCCAGUGACACCGACAGGAAACCAAAUUCGCCAUUUCGGGCAUCGUGA
Messenger RNA from Toxorhynchites rutilus septentrionalis, 4494 nucleotides. RefSeq lists its product as uncharacterized. Gene Ontology annotation, molecular function: nucleic acid binding. The coding region runs from base 1 to 4494 and encodes 1497 amino acids. Gene Ontology annotation, biological process: DNA integration. The record is from RefSeq and is a predicted model, not a curated record. The transcript has 4 exons. NCBI's taxonomy places the organism in Eukaryota, Metazoa, Arthropoda, Insecta, Diptera, Culicidae.